CCCAGCGCGCCCCCUCCCCCUGCCGGCUCCACCUGUAGUCACCCGGACCCUCCACUCCUCUGCCCCCCGGCUCUGGCCUGGGCACUGGGGGGUCCCCAGGCUCAGGCCCCGAGGCCGGGUCUCAGGCUGUGGGGUGGCAGUCGAUGACCUCCAGGACGACCUCUGAGCGCUGGAUGUGUGGCCGGGCGGGGAAGCAAAAGGUCAGAGCAGAGAGGGGUGUCCCGGGACUGGGGACUGGAGGGGGAGCCGGGUCCGAGGACGGGAUGGGGAAAUGUCCUGGUCCCGGUCCCCCCCUUCUGCCACCAGCAUUCAGGGAGCUUCGCCAGGAGGAGCAGGUCCGAGAUGGACACUCUGAGCCCGGGUAUGCCACCACGCCGACUGCCAGCAGCUGCACCGCCGGGGACCCCUCAACCUCUGCGAGGCCUGUGACAGCAAGUUUCACAGCACUAUGCAGUAUGACGGACACGUCCGCUUUGACCUGCCCCCCCAAGGCUCCGUCCUGGCCCGGAACGUGUCCACCCGGUCAUGCCCCCCGCGCACCAGCCCUGCAGUGGGCUUGGAGGAGGAGGAGGAAAGCUGUAUGGAUGACAAAGGGGACCGGAAGAGCACAGGUCUGAAACUCUCCAAGAAGAAAGCCAGGAGGAGACACACAGAUGACCCCAGCAAGGAGUGCUUCACCCUGAAAUUUGACCUGAGUGUGGACAUCGAGACAGAGAUCGUACCAGCUGUGAAGAAGAAGUCACUAGGGGAGGUGCUGCUGCCAAUAUUUGAAAGGAAGGGCAUCGCACUGGGCAAGGUGGAGAUCUACCUGGACCAGUCCAACACGCCCCUGUCCCUCACUUUCGAGGCCUACAGGUUUGGGGGACACUACCUGCGGGUCAAAGCCAAGCCGGGGGACGAGGGGAAGGCGGAGCAGGGGGUGAAGGACUGCAAGUCGCUUAGUCUGCCGAUCCUGCGGCCAGCCGGGGCCGGGGCGCCUGCCCUGGAACGCGUAGACCCCCCGAAUCGCAGGGAGAGCCUGGACAUCCUGGCCCCUGGCCGCCGACGAAAGAACAUGUCCGAGUUCCUGGGGGAGACGAGCAUCCCUGGGCAGGAGCCCCCCACCUCCUCCAGCUGCUCUCUGCCCGGGAGCAGCAGCGGUAGCAGCGACAGCUGGAAGAACCGGGCGGCCAGCCGCUUCAGCGGCUUCUUCAGCUCAGGCCCCAGCACCAGCGCCUUUGGCCGGGAGGUGGACAAAAUGGAGCAGCUGGAGGGCAAGCUGCACGCCUAUGGCCUCUUCGGGCUGCCCAGGCUGCCCCGGCGGCUGCGCUUUGACCACGACUCAUGGGAGGAGGAGGGGGACGAGGAGGAGGAUGAAGCCGACGCCUGCCUGAGGCUGGAGGACAGCUGGCGGGAGCUCAUUGAUGGGCAUGAGAAGCUGACUCGGAGGCAGUGCCACCAGCAGGAGGCGGUGUGGGAGCUUCUGCACACGGAGGCCUCCUACGUUAAGAAACUGCGGGUGAUCACCAACCUGUUCCUGUGCUGCCUCCUGAACCUGCAAGAGUCGGGGCUGCUGUGUGAGGUGGAAGCCGAGCGUCUGUUCAGCAACAUCCCGGAGAUCGCGCGGCUGCACCGCGGGCUGUGGGGCAGCGUGAUGGCGCCGGUGCUGGAGAAGGCGCGGCGCACGCGGGCGCUGCUGCAGCCUGGGGACUUCCUCAAAGGCUUCAAGAUGUUCGGCUCCCUCUUCAAGCCCUACAUACGAUACUGCAUGGAGGAGGAGGGCUGCAUGGAGUACAUGCGUGGCCUGCUGCGCGACAACGACCUCUUCCGGGCCUAUGUCACGUGGGCCGAGAAGCACCAGCAGUGCCAGCGGCUGAAGCUGAGCGACAUGCUGGCCAAGCCCCACCAGCGGCUCACAAAGUACCCUCUGCUGCUCAAGUCGGUGCUGAGGAAGACUGACGAGCCGCGCGCCAAGGAGGCCGUCGUCACCAUGAUCAACUCCGUGGAGCGCUUCAUCCAUCACGUGAACGCAUGCAUGCGGCAGCGACAGGAACGGCAGCGGCUGGCGGCAGUGGUGACCCGCAUCGACGCCUACGAGGUGGUGGAGGGCAGCAACGACGAGGUGGACAAGCUCCUGAAGGAAUUUCUGCAUCUGGAUUUGACAGCGCCCAUCCCUGGCGCCUCCCCUGAGGAGACACGACAGCUGCUGCUGGAGGGAAGCCUGAGGAUGAAGGAGGGGAAGGACAGCAAGAUGGACGUGUACUGUUUCCUCUUCACGGACCUGCUCUUGGUGACCAAGGCAGUGAAGAAGGCUGAAAGGACCAAAGUCAUCAGGCCACCACUGCUGGUAGACAAGAUCGUGUGCCGGGAGCUGCGGGACCCUGGCUCCUUCCUCCUCAUCUACCUGAAUGAGUUCCACAGUGCCGUGGGGGCCUACACAUUCCAGGCCAGCGGCCAGGCGCUGUGUCGUGGCUGGGUGGACGCCAUUUACAAUGCCCAGAACCAGCUGCAGCAGCUGCGCGCGCAGGAGCACCCAGGCAGCCAGCAGCACCUGCAGAGCCUGGAAGAAGAGGAGGAUGAGCAGGAGGAGGAUGAGGAGGAGGACGAGGAAGAGGAAGGUGGGGAGAGUAGCACUUCGGCUGCCAGCUCGCCCACCAUUCUGCGGAAAAGCAGCAACAGCCUGGACUCGCAGCACUGUGCCUCAGACGGCUCCACGGAGACCCUGGCCAUGGUCGUGGUGGAGCCUGGGGAGACACUGUCCUCUCCUGAGUUCGAGGGUGGCCCCUUCAGCUCCCAGUCGGAUGAGACCUCUCUCAGUACCACUGCCUCUUCCGUCACGCCCACCAGUGAGCUGCUGCCCCUGGGCCCAGUGGGCGGCCGCUCCUGCUCCACGGACUCCGCCUAUGGCACCCUCUCCCCCACCUCCUUGCAAGACUUUGUGACCCCAGCCCCUAUGACAGAGCCAGCACCCCAGCCCCCAGAGUUACCACAAGCCCCUUCACCCCCACCCUCACCUCGCCUCCGCCGCCGCACCCCUGUCCAGCUGCUGCCCCGUCUGCCCCACCUGCUCAAGUCCAAAUCCGAGGCCAGCCUCCUUCAGCUGCUGUCAGGGGCCACCACCCGUGGAGCACCCCCAGCCCCCAGCCGCAGCCUAUCGGAACUCUGCUUGGCCGCUACAGUCUCUGGCAUUAGGACUCGGAGCUCCCCUCAGGAAGCUGGGCUCAGCUGGAAUUACAGGGGGUCGCCAGUCCCUGGCAGUGGCCCCGAAUUAUCAGAGAUGGGAGGCAGAACCAACUGCCUGGCUGGGGAGUCUGAACAGCCCUCCAGGAGGAGCAGAGAGCUGCUCUUGGGGGCCUUGCCCCGGGUGCGGCCUGAGCCCCCGCCAGGGAUCUCUGCCCAGCACAGGAAGCUGACGCUGGCCCAGCUCUACCGAAUCAGGACCACCCUGCUGCUUAGCUCCACGCUCACUGCCUCAGAGGUCUGAGCAGAGGGAGGCCCCCAAGGGUGCCACUGACCACAGGACAGCAGACAGCAUGCCUCCUGGGGUGUGCUGGCCCCUGUUCCAGCUACUGCCUUGUGUAUACACAAGCCGGAGUGCCAGGCAGGACCCCGGCCACCGCCCCGGGCCCAUUUGCACUUUGCCAGACUGGAUGGGAGUGGAGAAGGGCUUGGCAGAGCCCCAGACCCAGGCUGCAGUACCCCUCAGGACCGCCCUGCCCCCGCCCCCACGGUCGCUACCUUCACUAACCUCCCUGCCACCCACACCUGCUGCUCCCCGAGGUCACCAGCUCCAGUCCCCUGGGUUGGUCUCCAGGGCAGCCCACCUCUACCUUCCUCUGACCCCAAAUGGGACAUCCCCCUGUCCUCACCCCACUUCUCUCCUUCCCAGUUCCACUGGCCACCCCAGGCUUGGGUUGGGCUCUGUGUAAAGUUGCAUAUUUAUUGAGCUUUUGAUUUUUUUUAUAUAAAGACUUGUAUAUACUGCACUGGAAAGAGUCCUUGGCUUUGGAAUCACCCCGUUUGGGAUUCACAGGCACUUGCGCUCCUGUCCCCCUCCAUCUGUGGUGGGGCGUGGCUGGAAGAGACCCUGGGAAGCAGAAGUGAAUUCAAGGGGCAGAGGUCACCAGACCAGCACCCCAAGAUCAACCCCUGUCCCACAGCCAGCACUUCGCCAUUGGAGCCCCCACGAUUGCCUCUCCCCAGAGUGCCUCAGAGGGCCCUGCCCCCCGGCCACCCCAUGGGCUUUUGCCAGGGUGGGCGGCAUGUCUCAGGUUCUACUGGGAGUGCUCCCUAGGACUGCCCUGGGGGGGCCUGUACGCACAAGCGCAUAGUAUCUGGGGAGGGUGCGUCUCCCGCCUGGCAGUGAGGCCCAGAGGGAGGGAAGUCACUUCACUUGGAAGUGGCGGUCUUAGAACCCAGGCGUGGGAACCGCCGGCCCCCCUGCCCUGUGCGCCCCUUGUUACCUGAAGGCCGCCCCGCCCCAGG
This is a messenger RNA of Pteropus alecto (black flying fox), 4464 nucleotides long. RefSeq names its product pleckstrin homology and RhoGEF domain containing G5 (gene PLEKHG5). The transcript is spliced from 21 exons. Gene Ontology annotation, cellular component: endocytic vesicle; axon; plasma membrane. Gene Ontology annotation, biological process: endothelial cell migration; Rho protein signal transduction. The record is from RefSeq and is a predicted model, not a curated record. Bases 449 to 3463 code for a protein of 1004 amino acids. NCBI's taxonomy places the organism in Eukaryota, Metazoa, Chordata, Mammalia, Chiroptera, Pteropodidae. Gene Ontology annotation, molecular function: guanyl-nucleotide exchange factor activity.